Messenger RNA from Chiloscyllium plagiosum (whitespotted bambooshark), 2420 nucleotides. NCBI's taxonomy places the organism in Eukaryota, Metazoa, Chordata, Chondrichthyes, Orectolobiformes, Hemiscylliidae. The record is from RefSeq and is a predicted model, not a curated record.
UUACAAUCAAAAUAAUGUAUAUUCAAAUAUUUUACUACAUUUCAUUUAGAAAGCAUCUAUUUUUCUAAGAGAUUUUUAAAAUAAUUGUACCAAUUUAGAAGUUGUUGCUGUUUUAUAUAGACCCUAGGGCAGUGUGAAGAAAACUUACAUUUGCUGAACUGUUUCAAGAAUAUCUCUUGGUGUUUUGUUGAUCCUGAAUGGUGAGCUUACGGUGGUAGGAUGUCUGGGCAGUAUUCAGUUUGAUUCCCUCAACACCAUCUGCCUUCCCCGGUGAACUGUACACUUCGACACUUGGAAGGUUCUGAAAGUUAUUUUCCUGAGAGAAGGGAAAUGGACAGGCAGUGUUACGGUGGAUUUAGUGACUCGGAGCAUGACUUUUAUCGGAUUGAUUACCGGACAAUUGUGGGAGAAAUGGACCCAACUCAGCCUCGAGGUGAUCAGUUCUCCCCAAGUAUGUCCCACCAUGGGCAUGGACAUGAGACAGCAGCACAGCGAUAUACUGCCACCAGAAUUCAAGCUGGCUAUGCACCUGAAAGCCUUGCCUUCUUCACUAAUGCACCAACUUUGAUGUCAUCUAAUCAUUACUUCCUGAAGUUAAACAUUACUAUUGAAUUUUCCAUGAGAUUUAGUCAGUUACCUUAUGCAAAAGACAAGGAUGAUGGUCAUCCAGGUGAUGAUUGUGAACAUGUGGUUAGUUGCAAGGAUAAAAGAUGGGACACAUGCAAAGGAGCCAGCAUGGGAUGUGGCUUCAGUGAAUUAUGUGGUUUAAUGAAGAGGCUUAAAUCAGAAGAGGUGGGGGUAGUUGGGCAUCAGUUCAAAAAUAGUCCCACUCCCCUGUUUCUUAAGAGUGACUUCCUGAUUCUUCCUGGUUUUAUUGACUUCGCUGCUGAUGAAGUGGACCUGACUUCAGCUCUGACCAAGAAAAUUACCCUGAAGACUCCUCUUGUCUCCUCUCCUAUGGACACCGUGACAGAAUCUAGCAUGGCGAUUGCUAUGGGGUUAAUGGGUGGAAUUGGCUUCAUCCACCACAACUGUACCCCAGAGUUUCAAGCUAAUGAGGUUCGGAAAGUUAAGAAGUUCGAGCAGGGUUUCAUCACUGACCCGGUGGUGAUGAGCCUCCACCACACAGUUGGUGACGUCUUUGAAGCAAAAUUACGGCAUGGCUUCUCAGGAAUCCCAGUCACAGAAACAGGAAAGAUGGGAAGCAAGCUAAUGGGGAUUGUCACCUCGCGGGAUAUUGACUUCCUAUCAGAGAAGGAUUAUGAUACGGCCCUGAAUGAGGUGAUGACAAAGCGGGAAGACCUGGUUGUUGCUCCAGCUGGUGUAACACUCAAGGAAGCCAAUGAAAUUUUACAACGCAGCAAAAAAGGGAAGUUGCUGAUUGUUAAUGACAUGGAUGAGCUGGUCUCCAUAAUUGCACGGACAGACCUAAAGAAGAACCGUGAUUACCCGCUGGCCUCGAAAGACUCAAGGAAGCAGCUGCUCUGUGGUGCAGCUAUUGGAACACGAGAGGAUGAUAAAUACCGGCUAGACCUCUUGAUGCAGGCUGGGGUGGAUGUUGUUGUGUUGGAUUCAUCCCAAGGAAACUCUGUCUUCCAGAUAAAUAUGAUCCGUUACAUUAAACAGAAGUACCCAGAGUUGCAGGUUGUUGGUGGAAAUGUGGUGACUGCAGCACAAGCCAAGAAUCUGAUUGAUGCGGGAGUGGACGCUCUACGGGUCGGCAUGGGCUGCGGCUCAAUCUGCAUCACUCAGGAAGUUAUGGCAUGUGGCAGACCUCAGGGGACCGCAGUAUACAAAGUGGCAGAGUAUGCUCGCCGAUUUGGGGUGCCAGUCAUUGCUGAUGGUGGAAUUCAGACAGUUGGACAUGUGGUGAAAGCUCUGGCUUUAGGCGCUUCAACGGUGAUGAUGGGUUCAUUACUAGCUGCUACCACAGAGGCCCCGGGUGAGUACUACUUCUCAGAUGGCGUGAGGUUGAAGAAAUACCGUGGCAUGGGAUCCUUGGAUGCAAUGGAGAAAAACACAAACAGUCAGAAACGUUACUUCAGUGAAGGUGAUAAAGUGAAAGUGGCCCAGGGAGUGUCAGGCUCAAUUCAGGACAAGGGCUCAAUCCAGAAAUUUGCACCUUACCUGAUUGCAGGGAUUCAGCAUGGUUGCCAGGACAUCGGAGCCAAGAGUCUUUCCAUCCUAAGGUCAAUGAUGUACUCGGGUGAAUUGAAGUUUGAAAAAAGAACCAUCUCCGCUCAGGUAGAAGGAGGUGUGCAUGGUCUGCAUUCUUACGAGAAGCGGCUUUACUGAAGAAGGAGGUGUUGCCCACCAGGCUGUGGCUCCCAACGUCCCCUCCCCAUUGGCCGUUAAACCUCACAGGCGUCCCUGACCACCUUCCUAUGUCCCUCACGCAGAGGCAACAGCCCCGCUCCAUG